Messenger RNA from Heterocephalus glaber (naked mole-rat), 1825 nucleotides. RefSeq names its product dynein regulatory complex subunit 2 (gene Drc2). Gene Ontology annotation, cellular component: axoneme; axonemal dynein complex. Gene Ontology annotation, biological process: cilium-dependent cell motility; axonemal dynein complex assembly; regulation of cilium movement. NCBI's taxonomy places the organism in Eukaryota, Metazoa, Chordata, Mammalia, Rodentia, Bathyergidae. The record is from RefSeq and is a predicted model, not a curated record.
GCGUCUUAACACGAUCUUUGUUGCUAGGAGACCAGAAGCAUCAUUCCGCUGGAGAGACGGGGUCUGGCGAAUAGCUCCGACACUCUCUUGCCCCAGAGCUGAGCUCUACGGUUCUGCUUCCCCCCUUCGGUAGUGCCAGGGGCAGUUCCAGAAGGCGCCUUUCCAGGGGUUUCCCUUCUGUCCUCUCUGACGUGAGCGGAGGCUCCUUACCCAGAUCCAAUCCCCCCACCCCCACCCUGAGCCAUGCCUAAGAAGGGGAAGAAGGCCAAGACGUCCCUGUCCAAUGAGGAGCAGCUGCUUCUGUUUCAGCAGAAGUUGCUAGCCGAGGAGGAGAUGGCCAAGAAGAAAGAAAGGCUCCUCAGCCAGUUCUUGAAGGACAAGCUGGCCAAGGAGGAACAAAACAGUGCCCUGAACCUUAAUAAGAUUAACAUGCAGUGGAGAACUGUCCUCCGGGAAAUCAAGACCAGAGAGCUUCACAAGGACAUCGAGAUCCUCAGCCAAACAUUUGAGCGAGUGAUGGACUGCAAGGACAAUGUCAUCAAGUCUUUAGCUAAGGACCUGGCCGAGGCGGAGGAGCAGUACGCCCAUGCCCUGCGCAGCCAUCUGCACAAUGUCGACCAGCUCUUGGCCCUGCAGAGGCGCCGGCUCAGCCUCCUGGAAGAAAGUUACAACAUGGAGCUGGAGGCCCUAACCAUGGAGUUUGAAACUGAAAGGAAGACAAUUACUGACCAACACGAGAAAGAGAUUCACUACCUACAAGAUGUCUUCAUGGCCAUGGAGCAGAACUACAUAGAUUCUGAGUAUGAAAGCAAGCUGGAGUUCCAGAGCAUGUGGGAUGAUCUCAAAAACAAGAAUUUAGAAGAGAAGCACUUUCUACGACUACAACUGGAGAAUAUAGUAGAAGAUCUGUGUAAGAGGUUCCAGGAGGCACUCAAGAGAUACACUGAUGCCACAGAGGACAGGAAGAUUGCCUUUGAGACCCUGAAGGUGAAGGAUGAGAAGAGCUCCAAAGAGAUUGAAGCACAGAUGAAAACAAUACAGAAAUUACAGGAGGCCAUAGCUGUUUCAAAAGGCAAGAUCAUGCUACACAGCCGAGAAAGCGAGGAUCAGAACCAGUAUAUCCGCAACGACAAGGAGCUGGUCCUUAUACAGCUGCGAAAACUUAAGGCCCAAAGGAGUCAGGCCUGGGGAACAUCCCAGGAGAACUUAGUCAAACUCACCCGGGAAAGUAAUGCCGCCCUCAAGGCGCUGAGAAAAGUCGUUGAUAAGGGUGAAAGGAUCCUUAAACUUGCUGAACUAUGUAGGAAAUUAGAAACUGAGGAAGAGAAAGUGCUGCCUUUCUACUCAUCAGUCUUGACUUCUGAGGAGCAGGAGAUUGAGUUGCAGAAUGGAGGCAAAGAGCUCACCGAAGAGCUUGCAAAGGUGAUGGUGAACUACAGUGCGAUGGAGAAUUUCUGGAAAAGGUACAAUAAAGUGAAACUGGAGCAACUGAGCCUCCAGCACAGACGAGCCCAGCUGUUAGAAAUCAACAGGAAGCUUCGGGAGAUGCUCAAGCAGUACUUGGAUGGCAUCUCAGUGAGUGAUGAAGUGCUGAGCCAGCUCAACCCACUGUUCAUAGUCAACCAUCGGAGUAACUUACCUCAGCCCUUGUCCACACCAGCAGCCCAGCCAGGUGACAGGCAACCUCCAACCCCUUGCAACAUUGUUGAAGCAGCCCAUGGGAUCUCCCACACCCUGUGACACAAAUGGAAGCCUCUUUCCAAUCCCAAGAUUUUGUUUUUUGGGAGACCUAAGUGAUUUGCUAUUAAAAUCUUCACAGAAUUUA